CAAAAUAACGAAUAAAAUUUCGAAUCAUCCCGGAUUCCAUUGAAAUUUAUUGAUGAACUCGGCUGUUAAUAUUCGAUAAUUCCAACGGAGGAAGAAAAAUCCGGAUACAAAGGAGAAAGAGCGAAAAAAAUAUAUCCAAGUACGUGUUAUAUACCUCGAAAAAGUUUGGAAAAUCUCUCACAAUUAUUAUCCCCAUACAUCGUCCAUUCAGUUGUCACCAAGAGGAGGAUCCGUCGAGUUAACGAGCGGCCGUUUCGGUAUCCUCAGGUAUAGUGUAACACCCCCGCUGGCAGAGAGAUGGAAGGCGGCUAGUACUCCCUCUGCCACCGCUACGUUGUCGUCAACAGCACUGACGUUCCGUUGCACACGUGCCGUGUGCAAACGGCUGGCUAUGACUAGGACGGCCACGACGCGAGAACAGCCAUUCGAAUCCAGUAUUAGUGCGUAACAGACAAAAUGCCUUUUAAACCAGUAGAACAUCCCAAGUGUCCCAAAUGCGGCAAAUCCGUGUACGCUGCAGAAGAACGUGUUGCUGGAGGACUCAAAUGGCACAAGAUGUGCUUCAAGUGUGGUCUGUGCGGCAAAUUACUCGACUCGACAAACUGCACCGAGCACGAGGGCGAGCUUUUUUGCAAAGUGUGCCAUGGGCGCAAGUUCGGCCCUAAGGGAUACGGCUUCGGUGGAGGCGCUGGUUGCCUGUCCAUGGAUCAGGGCGAACAUUUGAAGAGUAGCGAGGAACUCGCGAGAGGAUCGAACGCCAUUCUGGAACCAAGAGCCAUCGCCAAGGCGCCAGAAGGAGAGGGUUGCCCUCGAUGCGGAGGAUACGUUUACGCUGCCGAACAGAUGCUGGCCAGAGGAAGGGCUUACCAUAAGCAAUGCUACAAGUGCAAAACCUGUCACCGGUCUCUGGACUCGACGCUUCAUUGCGAUGGUCCUGAUCGCGAGAUAUAUUGUCGAGCUUGCUAUCCGAAGAAAUUCGGUCCGCGAGGUAUUGGCCACGCUGGGGUUAUGUGGAUCGGGCUGCAGUGCGAUAUUGAGGACGAGGGCGAGGCAGCUCCUCGUACAACCGUGAUCGACACCGCCAUAAUCAAAGCCCCGCCCGGCAAAGGUUGUCCACGUUGCGGCGGCGUCGUGUUCGCCGCCGAACAGGUGCUCGCGAAGGGCCGCGAAUGGCACAGAAAGUGCUACAAGUGUCACGACUGCAGCAAAACGCUCGACUCGAUCAUCGCCUGCGACGGGCCCGACAAAGACGUCUACUGUAAAACCUGCUACGGAAAGAAAUGGGGACCGCACGGAUACGGAUUCGCAUGUGGUUCGGGAUUCUUACAAACCGAUGGUUUAACGGAGGAAGAGAUUUCGGCUAGUCGACCAUUCUACAAUCCCGAUACGACGGCAAUCAAGGCGCCAGCCGGUCAAGGUUGCCCUCGUUGCGGUGGCAUGGUAUUCGCCGCCGAACAACAGCUUGCCAAGGGGACUAUGUGGCACAAGAAAUGCUUCAACUGCGCCGAGUGCCAUCGACCUCUCGACUCUAUGCUGGCCUGCGAUGGACCCGACAAGGAGAUUCACUGCCGAUCGUGCUACGGCAAGCUUUUCGGACCCAAAGGAUUCGGGUUCGGACACACCCCGACCCUCGUUUCAACCGAUGGGGAUCACGCUCCCUCCUACAUCGAUGCAAAGCCUCAGGUCGGGCAGAAGCGGAGCGACGGGCACGGGUGCGCGCGCUGCGGCUAUCCCGUGUACGCUGCCGAGCAGAUGAUCUCGAAGAAUCGCGUGUGGCACAAGCGUUGCUUCAGCUGCGCCGAGUGCCACCGCUCGUUAGACUCGACGAAUCUGAACGACGGCCCAGACGGAGACAUUUAUUGUCGCGGAUGUUACAACCGGAAUUUCGGGCCGAAGGGGGUGGGCUUCGGCAUGGGCGCGGGCACCCUGACGAUGGCCUAACUUGUUCAGAAAUAUAUUCAACACCAGCUCGAACCAGUCUCAUAUAUAUAUAUACAUAUAUAUAUAUAUAUAUAUAAAUAUAAAUAUACACAUAAAUAUAAUUAUAUCCAAUAUAUAUAUACGUGCGAAUAAACGAUCGCGGAUAAUAAUAUAAUAAUACUCGCUCGCAACGCUUAAUUAAAAUUCAUUGUUGAUCUUCUUCUAUUUUGCGGAUUCCUUCGUUUAUUCGUAUGUAUAGAAAUAUGUAUAUGUAUAGACGCCUGACUCCUCGAAAAAUUUAAUUUUUUCCGCGAUAAAGUUUCACGCUGCUCCGAAAACUCCGAAAACCAAAGAGAAAAGAAAAAAAAAGAAAAGAAAAGGAAAAAAAAAAAAAAGAAGGAAGAAAACAAAGCAAAGAGAAAAGAAAAGAAAAAAGUCAAAGAAAAAUUCUCAUUCGUUUCAACGACGUUUUUUUAAUCGCUUAAAUAUAUAUAUAUAUAUAUAAUUCGAUUCGAUCUUCUCACGAAGAGAUGCGCGCGCACACAUUGCGAUUCUGCAUUCGUCGAUGAUUCCGUCUCCUCGAUGAUGCGGCGCACGAAACGACCACGCGACACACAAUCGACAAUUAAUCGACACUGUGAACGAGCAAGCUUUUAUUACUUUUGUAUAAGGCGAAAAUUUGCGAUCCGAGAUCGAGAAGCUCCGCGGAAGCUUCCUUCUCCCUGGGAAGGGGAUAGAGUGUAUAUUUAUAUAUAUAUAUAUACUAUAUAUAUAUACAUAUAUACCGACAGGAUAUAUAUAUGGAUAGGAUACCGACGGAUGGUAUAUAUAUAUAUGUAUAUAUAUAUAUAUAUAUAUACCAUUCGUCGGUAUCCUGUCCAUGUUUUCGUUUCUUUCUUUCUUUUUUUCUUUCUUUCUUUCUUUUUUUCUCGAACAAAGAACCUUGGAAUUCGGGACCAAUACUGAUUCGGGGAAAGUUUAGAAUUUAUCCAUCGAUCUUAUAAAAGUGUGCAAGCGUGAGCAAAGGAUAUACGCCCCCUUAUCCUCGGGAGAAGGAUAUACACGAGGCUGACACAAGAAAAGUACAAAGUAUACAAAUAUCCGUAUAUAUUACCUGGAUUGCGAUCAGGAGCAACGAUUGUUUAGUUAAAACGACGGGCAAAGAAGUGGCGAGCGAAGAAGAGCGAAGGAACGAAGAUAAAUGCAAAAGAUAAAUAAAUAAAUAAAUAAACAAAUAAAUAAAUAAAUAAAAAAUGAUUAUUUUCAAUAAAUGUAA
This is a messenger RNA of Apis mellifera (honey bee), 3196 nucleotides long. RefSeq names its product muscle LIM protein Mlp84B. Lineage: Eukaryota; Metazoa; Arthropoda; Insecta; Hymenoptera; Apidae. The coding region runs from base 457 to 1941 and encodes 494 amino acids. The transcript has 9 exons. The record is from RefSeq and is a predicted model, not a curated record. Gene Ontology annotation, cellular component: cytoplasm; Z disc; nucleus. Gene Ontology annotation, biological process: sarcomere organization; muscle tissue development. Gene Ontology annotation, molecular function: structural constituent of muscle; actinin binding.